ACUGGUUGAUCUGUAUGAUGACAUUCGUAAAAUGAUACUGUAUUUUAACAUAUAUUUGAGAUGGAUGAUCUGCCAGAUGGUGAAGGGCAAUCUGAUAUACACUCUACUGACGCAAAUUGGCUGUCCUCACAUGAAGAGCAUAAGUUCCAAUCCGUUUCCUUGGCUAAGCAGGACCACAAUUCGGAUUUGGCAGAUUCUUCUCUUAACUGUAUGAAAGGUGACCAUUCAUUUUGCGCUUCUCAGGAAUUAUGGUCUACUGGAUCUCUAUCGAGUCCAAUACCCAAUGGAUUUUACUCAAUUAUACCGGAUAAGAAACUGAAGGAGUGUUUUGACGCCAUUCCUUCUCCUGAUGAUCUAUAUUCCCUUGGAAUAGAGGGCUUCAAGGCUGAGAUAAUUCUUGUGGACUUAGAGAAGGAUAAAAAGCUAUCUGCGAUAAGGCAGCUAUGUGUAGCUCUGGUAAAAGGAUUGAGUUCUAACCCAGCCGCAAUGAUAAAAAAGCUUGCAGGUUUGGUUUGUGACUUCUAUAAGCGACCAAAUCCACAGCUCAGCCCUGCAAGAACUUCUUCUGAAGAAAAUUUUCAUUUCAUGGAAAACAAGGGAAUUCAAUUGUUGGGGCAGAUAAGACAUGGAUCUUGUCGGCCCAGAGCAAUUUUAUUUAAAGUCCUUGCUGACUCUGUUGGUAUAGAUUCUAAGCUGUUGGUGGGCAUUUCAGAUGAAGAAUCUCAUGAACACGAUGACUCACCCAAACAUAUGUCUGUUGUUGUUAUGCUGAAGUCCAUGGAGUUUCUCGUUGAUCUAAUGCGUUUUCCAGGACAACUAAUUCCAUUCUCAUCCAAUGCUAUAAUCACAUCCCAUAUAUCUGCUGCUGGAGAGAGUGACUCUGCUGACUAUGAUUCUUGUGAUUCUCCUCUUGAACCGAAUAGUCCUUUGUGCUCUCAACGGCAAGAGCAAGAUGAAAACAAUAGGUCAUUUAAAGUUCCGUCCCUAAGAGACAUCAUGCACCGAACUUCAAACUCUAUGGAGGGCAAAUUGAGAUGUGUUCACGUUUCAGAAUUACCUUUUUAUUUUUCCAUUUCAUGGUUUACAAGUUCAUCACAUAGUGAACCAAAUGUUGCCAAUGCCUUAUGUGGACGCCGUGGGAGGAAAGCUAAUGAACACCAAAGAACUGCCAGUUCAAGUCCAGACCAUCCAUUGUCCAGAGCACAUGGGCGCUCAAACUUGGGUGACAGACAGUACGGAGAUGGUGUAGCUGUAUCAAGGUACCUCAAUGGUGCAUCAACGUCAAGUGCGCGGAGAGGACGUCCAAAAAGUAUGAGUACAUCCCCUGAAAUUGGUGAUGACUUUGCGAGGGCAGUUAAAGAAAUGAGUGAAAGCAUGAGGAAAAAUCGCCAUUCAAGGGCACAUAAUGAUGGUAGUCCAGGACAUUCAAAUGAUUCACAGAGAAAAGAGGAAUCAGUAGGUGACCUCAACGAUGAUGAGGUGUCAGUAAGAGAACCAAAUGUUCAGGAGGGUUCAAGAAGGCACAUUAUUACUCAGAAGGCAUUGUCAUUACCUUCAUCACCGCAUCGGUUAGGUAACCAUGGUUCUAAUCUUAGAGAGCCAGCUGACUUCCUUACAGCAGAAGAUCUGAUGUCCACUUGGAAUAAAGCAUUGCAAUCUUCACCAUUUCUGAACAAGCCAUUAUUGCCUUUUGAAGAAUGGCAUAUUGGGUUCUCAGAGAUUGCUGUUGGCACUCGUGUUGGAAUAGGUUUUUUUGGGGAAGUUUUCCGUGGCAUCUGGAAUGGAACAGAUGUAGCUAUAAAAGUAUUUCUGGAGCAAGAUUUAACAAUGGAGAACAUGGAAGAUUUCUGCAAUGAGAUCUCCAUACUUAGCCGUCUCCGACAUCCCAAUGUCAUAUUGUUCCUUGGUGCAUGUAUGAAGCCUCCUCACUUAUCCCUAGUCACUGAAUAUAUGGAAAUGGGUUCCUUGUACUAUUUGAUUCACACAAGUGGCCAGAAAAGUAAGAUCAGUUGGCGAAGGAGGCUAAAAAUGCUCCGUGAUAUCUGUAGGGGUCUUAUGUGUAUGCACCGUUUGAAGAUAGUUCAUCGUGAUCUAAAGAGUGCGAAUUGCCUUGUUAACAAGCACUGGACAGUCAAGUUAUGUGAUUUUGGGCUCUCUCGGUUAUUGUCGAAUUCUGCAAUGAGUGACAACUCAUCUGCAGGCACUCCAGAGUGGAUGGCUCCUGAGCUUAUUCGUAACGAACCAUUUACAGAAAAGUGUGAUAUCUUUAGCCUCGGAGUUAUCAUGUGGGAGCUUUGCACUCUGAGUAGGCCCUGGGCAGGAAAGCCGCCAGUUCAGGUUGUUUACUCUGUUGCGAACGAAGGGGCAAGAUUGGAAAUACCAGAUGGACCUCUGGGUAGCUUGAUAGCAGAUCAAGAGAGGAGCAGCAUUUGGAGAAAGCUACAGGCUGCAGGCGGCAGAUUCUCUGUUGAUGGGUCCCAGGUUCAUCCAUAGCCUUAAGAUAUAUUGUGUAUGUCACUUGCGAAUCCCUGUAUUUCAGAUGCAUGUCAGGCCCUCCUAUGCUCUCUGAAUCUCAUGUACCUGUUCAUUGUCCGACAACAGCCGUAGACCUUCAGAUCCUCAUCGCGUGGCUGGAGUGUAGUCAUAAAGCGGUACGCAGAGUCACUUAAGCCGUCGUCUGAGCAACGUCCGAUCUCCAUCUGCCGGCUAUGAUCAAAUAACUGUAGCAUGCGCACUUGCUGUACCUGUUCAUGUCGCUGUCGGGCUGCUUUUACCUUCAGUGAACUUUUCCUCUUUAUAAAGACCUCAGAUCCCAUCGGGAGAGGCAUCAAAUGUAAACUGGGUUGUAACCCUAGCCGCCACUGGAGUGGUUGGCCUACUUUCCUCUUCUUGUAAGAACCCUAGCGAGUUUCCUCUGAAAUCAAGCAAGAAUUCCUCUGAAAUUCCAUGUGUUUGUGUUCGUCAGUUAGUUAGAUCUUAAUAAUUGGUAAUCAGAGCAUAUGGUUCUCGGCGGCGUAGUGGAUUUGGGGGAGUUUAGGAGCUUGCUCCGUUCCCAGAUCCCGGUGGCGGCACGGCAACGGGUGGCACAGGCGGCGGUAGAUUGCUCGAGUGUAGGCCUGGCUUGGGUAGUGGUUGCUUCAGAACUUCUCUGCAGCGGUAAAAUCCCACCCACCCAUCCUCUCCAGUGCACUGUUGGCGGUGGGCGCAGGCGGCGGUGUUCGGCGGUGGAAGAAACAGGAAGCGCAGGUCCGGUUGCCACUUGUGGUUGUAAAAUCCCUCCCUCGCCCUCCCUGUUUGUGUUCUUUAUUCUGUUCGGUGUGAAAGCUUCCUGCUUUCAUAAACCCUGACAGAAUCAUGGCUCUCAACUCUAACUCCGCGGACACGGAUCUCCUCGAGCUCAAGUCCCUCCAGUUAGAUGUGCAAACACUCCAACAACAGCGAGCUGCAGAUCGCCAAGAAUUCAUCGAGUUCACCCACUCGGUCAAUCAAAAUUUUGCUGUUUUGCAAAGCAGUUUUUCCAAAGUUUAGUCGAGUUUGGAUGGUUUCUUCUCAAACCAACCGAAUCUGGGCAAACGCCUACUGACUGAAGGCCCUCCAGGCACUCCUGAAAACCUACCAGUCCACAAAGAUGCGGGGAUUUCACCUGGACAAGGCAGCAUCAACCGCACCUAAAGUCCAUGGCCUGGUGACCACUGUAGUGCCUGAUCCCACCACCAAGGAAAAUCCAGCCGAGCUGGCUGCCAGACACCCAUACAGUUGUGCAUGGGUCAUUUCUGAUAGCCUCCUCACAGAAUUUUGAAACCCACUUAGCAUUUAGUGUUCUCGGACAUAGAAGGGCAUGUGUGCACCAAAUACUGCUUCUUAAUUGUAAAUGACUUCUCAUUUGCAAUCUGAGAAGCUGCUAUAUACAAGGGGCAUUGCUCAUCUAUGCAAUGUGCUAUCACCCUAUCACUACAGUUUCUAUGGUAGACAAAGUUUCUGUUUUGAGCAAUGUGCAGGGUUAACUGGUACACAUUUAUGAAGCAAAGAUGCUUCACAAAUUGCUCCUCUGGAUGAGCUCUGUCCUCAUCAAACCAUAUCCUCUUCUUCAUCUUCUUUGCUCUGCUUUUUCUACCAUUGGGCAACACAUAUGCCAAUGCCUCAGCACCAUCAUCAUCUUCCACACCAAGGUCUUGUGGUUUCUUGUCCUCAUCAGAUGAUGGAAUCCAGUCCUCCUCAAACAUGUGUUCUAUACUCCCAUGUGAAUUGCUUGUUGGGCCUUUUCGUUGUCUCUUGGCCGUUUUCUUCUUUCGUACAUCUUGCCCUAGCUCAUCCUCUUGUUUCUCUUCCUCCAAUUCCUCCUCCUCUUCCUCCUCUACAUCCUCUUCUUCACCUUGUGGCACAUACAACUCAUCAUCCACCUCUAAGUCACACAUUUUGUCAACAUCUGUGUCCCCUUCAAAAUGAAGUUCUGGGUCAUUCCUCUGUCUUCUUAUCUCCACAAGCUUAGCUAUGAUAUCACCAUAUUCUAUCAGAUCAUCAUCAUCACUGUCCUCUUCAUUGUCCAUCACUGCAGCUUUCCUUUUCAAACAAGUCUCCUUCAGUCUUUCUUUCUUGUUCUUCCUAAACAUUUAAAUUUCCAGAGCCAACAACACUACCUCCUGCUAGAUCCUGCGAUCAUGCCAUUCCCCUGACCCCAUAUGCUAAAAUCAUCAACCAAAGAGCUAACAGACUUCCACACCACCAAAAAGAUGCCCUGGAAGAAUUAUCAACAACAUGAUGCUGAGACACAUCAUCCAACACAGUUCCAGUCCUUAUUCAUCUCCUGCUAUAUUAGUCAAAAAGAAGGAUGCGACUUGAAGACUUCGCAAUGACUACAGGAAGCUGAAUGCUAUGACAAUCAAGAAUAAAUAUCCUAUUCCUGUCAUUGAAGAUCUCCUAGAUGAACUGCAUGGGGCAAAAUAUUUUUCCAAAAUAGAUCUCAAGAGUGGGUAUCACCAAAUUAGAAUGAAGCCUGAGGACAUUGAGAAAACAGCUUUCUCCACUCACAUGGGCCACUAUGAGUAUAUUGUCACGCCCUUUGAGUUGACAAAUGCACCUGCCACUUUCCAAUCCCUCAUGAACUAUUUAUUUGCCAAGUAUCACAGAAAAUUUGUGGUUGUGUUCUUUGAUGUUAUUCUGAUUUUUAGUGAAACUUUGGAAGGGCAUAAAGAGCACCUCAGAGAAGUAUUCAGAGUGCUGAGAGAAAACCAUCUCUCUGUAACUUAGCCAAGUGCACUUUUGGACAAACUAGUGUGGAAUACCUGGGCCACAUCAUCACUGCUGAAGGUGUAGCAACAGACCCUGCUAAGAUUGAGGCCGUCACUAACUGGCCUGCUCCUACCAACAUCACUGAACAAAGGGGAUUUUUAGGGCUUGCAGGCUACUACAGGAGGUUUAUACAGGGUUAUGGAGUUGUGGGCAGGCGUCUCUUUGAUGCUCUAAAAAAGGGCAACUUUCACUGGUCUACCACUCAAGAACAAGCAUUCCAGGACCUUAAAUUUAGACUAACAGAUGCCCCUGUCUUGGCCCUCCCUAACUUUUCCAAGCCUUUCAUCUUGGAACCAGAUGCUAGUGGCUAUGGUUUAGGUGCUGUCCUCAUGUAGGAAGGAAGGCCCAUUGCUUAUAUGAGCAAAUCUCUUGUCCCUAAAGCCCAGACCAUGAGCACUUAUGACAAGGAAACUAUGGCAAUUAUGGAAGCUUUAAAAGAAUGGAAACAUUAUUUUGCCAGCUCUUCCCUGAUCAUCAGAACAGACCAACAGAGUCUCAAAUAAAUCCAUGAGCAGAAACUUACACAAGGCAUCCAACACAAGUUACUGGUCAAACUCCUGGGCUACAACUACACAAUUGAGUACAAGGGAAGAGAAAACAGAGCAGCUGAUGCACUCUCUAGAGUGAGACACUGCUUGAGCUCUUUAGCUGCUAGUUCUAUUGUUCCCUUGUGGAUCACUGAAGUUGUCAAAUCUUAUUCCAUGGACCCCAAGUACAAGGCCAUCAUUACUGAGCUGGCACUUGAUCCCCAUGCUCAUCCUAAUUACACAUUCCAACAUGGCAUCCUCAGAUUUAAGAACGAAAUUGUGAUUGGCAACAACACUUCCCUCAGACAGGAUUUAAUCUAGACAUUCCAUAAGUCUGAACUUGGAGGACACUCUGGAGAAAGAGCAACUUACCAGAGAAUACACUUGCUAUGUCACUGGUCUGGCCUGCAACAAGAUGUGAUUGCAUAUGUUAAAGCAUGCCCUGUUUGCCAGCUCAAUAAAUCUGAAAAUACCACAUAUGCUGGCCUUUUACAGCCCUUGCCAAUUCCUGACUUUGCCUGGUGCCACAUAAGCAUGGACUUUGUGGAAGGUCUGCCAAUGUUUGAAAACAAAAACCUUAUACUGGUGGUUGUUGACAGGUUCACUAAAUAUGCCCAUUUCCUCUCUAUGAAGCACCCUAUCACUGUUCAAUCUGUUGCCAGACGAGUAAAUUGCAGGAAACCACCACUUUGAAGGCUAGGUUUGCAAAAAACACUACGUUACAUUUCUUUUUGCAGAAAACACCACAUCUUGUGUAAUCUUUUUGCAAAAACCAUUGAUCGGCGGAUCUUGCUCUGUAAAGUGAGAUUAUGACAGAUGGGUCCCAUUUUUCGCUAACAUGGCAUAACAUUUUACCAAAGACAGCGCUAGACGGGUAAAAAAGCGAAAACACCCGCAAGUUUUUCCCCUGUGCUGCCCAUGCCCUUGCCUUGUCCUGCCAUCACAGUCAGCCGCCAGAGGAGAGAAGCCCCCAAUCCCGCGCGCCGUCGCACGUAGCAGCCCGCCAGAGCUCCAACCCUCGACCUCGUCUGCCCUCUUCUCUCUCUCUCUCUCUCAACCGUCCUCCCAGUGCCGCCAUCUCCCUCCUCCGGGCGAGGGUUGCCAGGGAGAAGACAAAGCCGGCGAACUGCAUGCCGGCUGCUGCCUUCCUCGGCCUCAAUGGCGUCGGUCACCACCAUGCGCCAGCCGCCGCCGUGCUCACCUCCCAGCCCUGCAGCGCUCCCGCCUCUGCCUGGCCGCACCCACCGCAAUGCCAGCCGCGUCACCGCCGCCCUGCUCCGCCGGCGCUCGCCGCCGCUCUGCCAGCCGCGCCGCUGCCGCCCUGCUCUGCCCGCCGCCGCCGCGCUCCGAGGAGGGAGAUGGAGAGAGGAGGCUGCGCUCCGCGGCCACCGAGGAUGGAGGAGAGAGGAAGAUGCGG
Messenger RNA from Triticum urartu, 7233 nucleotides. Lineage: Eukaryota; Viridiplantae; Streptophyta; Magnoliopsida; Poales; Poaceae. The record is from RefSeq and is a predicted model, not a curated record.